AUGCUUAUCAACGCAUCCGACGCACAGUGUCUAAAUCUGCCCCACUACUGUAGACAACGCAGUCCCAACUCUCCCUUACAGCAGACCACCUAUCUUCGGCCGUCAGGACUCCUUGCAAUUGACCUUCUUGUAACGACAUCGCUCCCGACCAGUCAUUAUUGGGGCUUCUUCAAAAUUCACAGGCUCUAUACUUCCCAUGCUGAGGUUGCUGAGAAUCAAUUGAGUGCUUAUGACCAAGGUGUGCAGGUGUACCUCCCAUUGCAGACCACCACGACAAGAUGUACAUCCAACUCCUUGACUUAG
Molecule: messenger RNA, 303 nt
Organism: Marasmius oreades (fairy-ring Marasmius)
Lineage: Eukaryota; Fungi; Basidiomycota; Agaricomycetes; Agaricales; Marasmiaceae
Exons: 2
Coding region: 1-303 (100 amino acids)
Source: RefSeq, a predicted model, not a curated record